AUGCGCAUCAUAUCUGAGAGGAGGUGCAUCAUUUUCUGGGAGAAGGCGCGUCAUUUCUUAGAGGAGGCGCAUCAUUUCUGGGAGGAUGCGCGUCAUUUUCUGAGAGGAGACGCCUCAUUUAAAAGUUCAGGCGUAUCAUUUUCUGGGAGAGGCGCAUCAUUUCUGAGAGGAGACGCAUCAUUUCUGGGAGGAGGAGUUCUUACCAAGACGUCUGCUGUACGGAGAGCUCCUGCAAGCGUUAGAAAAAGAAAGGACUCAAUCCUCUUUCUUUCUUCCUCUCUCUCUCUCUUUCUCACACACACACACACUUUCUUUCUCUCUCUCUCACACACAUUCUUUCUUUCUUUCUUUCUUUCAGACAAGAAAUUAUGGCCAACCAUGAUCGUUUACCUGUUGAAGGUCACAGGACCUAUAAACGAUUUCAAUACUUUUUCCUUCUUUCUAUUUCAUUCGUUUCAUUUUAGGUAUAAACGAUUUCACUUCUUGUUCGUUCUUUCUUUUUCAUUCCUAAAGACGAUUUCCCUUCUUUUUCCUUUCUUUUUCAUUAGUUUCAGUUCAGCUAUGAACGCUUUCACUUCUUUUUCCUUCUUUCUUUUUCAUUUGUUUCAUUUUAGCUAUAAACGAUUUCACUUCUUUUUCUUUCUUUUUCAUUCGAUUCAUUUUAACUAUGAACGAUUUCACUCCUUUUUCUUUCUAUCUAUUUCAUUCUUCAGCUAUAAACGAUUUCAAUUCUUUUUCCUUCUUUCUUUUUCAUUCGUUUCAUUUUAUCCAGAAGCGAUUUCACUUCUUUUUCUUCCGUUCUUUUUCCUUCUAUUCCUUUCAGCUAAAAUUGUUUUUACUUCUUUUUCUUUCUUUUUACUUAGUUUUAUUUUAGCGAAAAACGAUUUCAUAUCUCUUCUUCUUUUCUUCGAUUAUCACCUUUUCUUUCGAUUGCAAUUGUUUUCAAAUCAUUCAUUUAGCUAUUUUUUUUCUUUCUCUCUUUAUUUCUUUCUCCUUUUUGUUUUUCUUUUUUCUACAUUUGAUUUCAACUCUUUUCUUUCUUUCUUUCUUUCUUUCUUUCUUUAUUUCUCUCAUUUGAUUCAUUUGAGACUCUUCCUUUUCUUUCGGAUUCACCGUAAAUUAUGUAAUUUCACUUUCUUUCUUUCUUUCUUUCUUUCUUUUCUUUCUUUCUUUCUUUCUUUCUUUCUUUCUUUCUUUCUUUCUUUUUUCUCUCUUUUCUUUCUUUCUUUCUUUCUUUCUUUCUUUUUUUUUUUCUUUCUUUCUUUCUUUCUUUCUCUCUUUCUUUCUUUCUCUCUUUCUUUCUCUCUUUCUUUCUCUCUUUUCUUUCUUUCUUUCUUUCUUUCUUUCUUUCUUUCUUUCUCAACUGUUCGUUUAAUUCUGUUUCAGUUGAUCUUAUUUCUCUCCUUCGUUCACUCAUUCAGUCUUUCUUUCUUUCUUUCUUUUCUGACCUCUUUUGUAUAA
Acanthosepion pharaonis is the source of this 1461-nucleotide messenger RNA. The record is from the annotation of a GenBank genome assembly. NCBI's taxonomy places the organism in Eukaryota, Metazoa, Mollusca, Cephalopoda, Sepiida, Sepiidae.